Molecule: messenger RNA, 4390 nt
Organism: Mustela erminea (ermine)
Lineage: Eukaryota; Metazoa; Chordata; Mammalia; Carnivora; Mustelidae
Gene: RUFY2
Product: RUN and FYVE domain containing 2
Exons: 18
Coding region: 239-2260 (673 amino acids)
Cellular component (GO): cytoplasm
Molecular function (GO): metal ion binding
Source: RefSeq, a predicted model, not a curated record
GGAGCGGACCGAGAGCGGACGCCGGGCUCUUGGUUGGAGGCUGAAGGCCGAGGCCGGGAGAGGAAGACUGGUGGUGGUGGGCACCGAGGCCCCGGGUCGCAACUCGGGCCCGAACCCGCCCGGGUCUGGGGCUGGGCGGGGGCAGCCGGGGACUAGGGGGCGCCCGGGGUCGCCAUGGCAACGCGCUGCCGCCCCCCCCCCCCGUUCCUUCUGGUUCCCUCCAGGGUUCUAGGGCCUAAUGGCCGAGGGCUUGUGGUCUGACGGCUUCCUAGGGGCGAAGACGCGGCUGCCUGGGGGGCCGCUCCCGGGUCGGUGGAACAGUCGGGGACGGGCGAUGACUUUUCAGGUUUGGGGGUGGCGGAGGGAAGACGCGUCUCAGGUUUUGGCCUGGGUGCCAGACGCCGAGGGCGGGAGAGGUGCAGCGAUGUCGCGCAAGACCCCGGCUACAAAAGACCCCACAGCUGUAGAGAGAGCAAACUUGUUAAACAUGGCUAAAUUGAGUAUCAAAGGACUCAUUGAAUCUGCUCUAAGCUUUGGCCGCACUUUGGAUUCUGACUAUCCCCCCUUGCAGCAGUUCUUUGUUGUUAUGGAACAUUGUCUGAAACACGGUCUUAAAGUAAGAAAAUCAUUUUUGAGUUAUAACAAAACUAUCUGGGGCCCCUUGGAAUUGGUGGAAAAGCUGUACCCGGAAGCAGAGGAAAUAGGAGCCAGUGUCCGGGAUUUACCUGGUCUUAAGACCCCGCUAGGUCGUGCAAGAGCAUGGCUUCGAUUAGCCCUCAUGCAAAAAAAAAUGGCUGAUUACCUGCGUUGCUUAAUUAUUCAGAGGGAUCUCUUAAGUGAAUUUUAUGAGUAUCAUGCGCUAAUGAUGGAAGAAGAAGGAGCAGUGAUUGUUGGGCUGCUGGUUGGCCUGAAUGUGAUAGAUGCUAACCUGUGUGUAAAGGGAGAAGAUUUAGACUCACAAGUUGGAGUGAUUGAUUUUUCCAUGUAUUUAAAGAAUGAAGAAGAUAUUGGAAAUAAAGAAAGGAAUGUUCAAAUUGCUGCCAUAUUAGACCAGAAGAAUUAUGUUGAAGAAUUAAAUAGACAACUGAACAGCACAGUCAGCAGUCUCCAUUCAAGAGUUGACUCGUUAGAAAAGUCAAAUACUAAGCUGAUUGAAGAGUUAGCAAUAGCAAAAAAUAAUAUCAUUAAACUCCAAGAAGAAAAUCAUCAAUUACGAAGUGAAAAUAAAUUGAUUUUAAUGAAAACACAGCAGCACCUGGAGGUUACCAAAGUGGAUGUGGAAACUGAGCUUCAGACAUAUAAGCAUUCUCGGCAGGGGCUGGAUGAAAUGUACAACGAAGCCAGAAGGCAGCUUCGAGAUGAAUCUCAGUUAAGACAGGAUGUGGAAAACGAGCUAGCGGUACAAGUUAGUAUGAAACAUGAAAUUGAACUUGCUAUGAAGUUGUUGGAGAAAGAUAUCCAUGAGAAGCAGGAUACUCUGAUAGGCCUUCGGCAACAACUAGAGGAAGUUAAAGCAAUUAACAUAGAAAUGUAUCAAAAGUUGCAGGGUUCUGAAGAUGGCUUGAAAGAAAAAAAUGAAAUAAUUGCCCGACUAGAAGAAAAAACCAAUAAAAUUACUGCAGCCAUGAGGCAACUGGAGCAAAGAUUGCAGCAAGCAGAGAAGGCGCAAAUGGAAGCUGAAGAUGAAGACAAGAAAUAUCUACAAGAGUGUCAGAGUAAAUCCGACAAUCUGCAGAAACAAGUCUCCCAAAAGGAGAAACAGCUGGUGCAGCUGGAAACUGAUUUGAAGAUUGAGAAGGAAUGGAGACAGACUUUGCAGGAAGAUCUUCAAAAGGAGAAAGAUGUCUUAUCUCAUCUUCGAAAUGAGACCCAACAAAUCAUUGAUCUUAAAAAAGAGUUCCUUAACAUCCAGGAUGAAAAUCAGCAGUUGAAAAAAAUAUAUCAUGAACAGGAGCAAGCUCUUCAAGAACUUGGCAACAAACUUAGCGAAUCAAAACUUAAAAUAGAAGAUAUAAAAGAAGCCAACAAAGCAUUGCAGGGACUGGUUUGGUUGAAAGACAAGGAAGCAACACAUUGUAAACUUUGUGAAACAGAAUUCUCACUUUCUAAGAGAAAGCACCACUGUAGAAAUUGUGGGGAAAUUUUCUGUAACGCUUGCUCUGACAACGAACUGCCUUUGCCUUCUUCACCAAAGCCGGUACGAGUUUGUGAUUCCUGUCACGCAUUGCUGAUCCAGAGAUGCUCGUCUAAUUUGCCAUAAGACUCCAGACUAAGUCCUUGUUUAUGAAAGUACCUACAAUGAAUGGUCAGUGUAUGAACCAUGUACAUGAUGUAUUUAGUCAGCCCUUCUUAAGCAGCUUUCAGACCGUACUGGUACCAGUUUUAUCUUCCACAUAUACAGCACAUGGGAAUUAGAAGCUGUAGAAUAGCUCAUUGUUAUUCAGAAAGAACAUUCAACAGGGCAUGCUUUAAAAUAACUUGUUAAUUCCUAAUUGAUGUAAUAGUUGUGUAACUUGUAACACCACUAAAAAGGCCAGAUAGCAGAGCUAACACACAUUUGCCUUAUUGUGUAAAGGUCUUCUUAAAAAUAGGGGUUCAGAUUCUUUUACUCUGCAAAUUGUCAAGUAUUUGAUGGUGCCUGUAAUUUUCUUAAUGCACUUUAAAGUAUCACAGUUCUCAGAUCAGAAAUACAUUGAGCUAUUUGCAAGUAUUAAUAUUCCAGUUCAACAGUCUUUUCAUUAGCUUGCUAAGGUUUCAUCCUUAAUAACUUGUCCUUUCUGCCCCACUUCCUUUGUCCGUUUUCCAUUAGAAGAGGCCAAUAUUUUAUCCUGUAAAAAUUUCCUUUUGGUCUUCCUCUAAUCAAUGUAUUUAUUGGUAUUUUCAGAUAUAGUAGGUUAAAGAGGUAUUAUUUUACCUCAACUUUUUCCAUAUUUUGAGAGGAAGUUGAACUAGUCUUUAAAUUAUUACUUACACAUCUUUUCCACGUUAUACCUGACUCACCAAACUUGAGGGAGGGCUCAACACCUCUUAGAAAGAAAAAAAUCCAUCCCAGAAGAAAAUGUUUAUUAAUAGUAAGGGGUUACAGGCUCCUGAUUGAUUCUCCUCUAAGCAUCAAAGGAGAAAUCUAAAGUAGUUUGCCUUUGAUGGAACUUGAGUAAUUAAAAAUUUUAUUCUAUUUACAUUCCAGUAGAUUUUAGGAAGCAUUACAGUGUAGUGAUCCACUACUGCAGUUCUGUAUAGAGUGAAAUAUUCACCCUAUACUGAAUGCCUCCAAGCCAGGAUCCUGAGCAGAUGAAGAUGUGGUCUCAGCCCUGCCACGAAAUACAUGGUCUAUUUCCAGCAUGAAAGAGUCAAACACUAAUCCCAUUUUACCAUUCUUAUAGCACACCAAGAAUAUGUAAAAGGUUACUCAUCUCAUUAAUCCUUUGAGUACCAUCACCACUUAGAUCCUUUUUUGCCCCUUUGGUGUUAACUUUAGCCAUGCACUUUAAGUCUGUGAACCUUUCAAACAGGUCAGAUAGGAAUCUUUGAUUACUCCUAGGAGCAUUACAUUUAGUAAAUUAAUCAUGCCCCCCACCCACCUAAAAUGGGGUUAUUCUGCAGGAUCCUUUCCUCAGAGUAUAUAUACUUUCACUAGGGCUUAAUUUUCUAAAUUGCCAAAGUAUGAAAUCAGUAUUUUACUUGAGGAUUUAUUUUCUCCAAAUCCCGUUAGCUUUUGAGGUCUUCAGUUAGAACCUGCUGUACAGAUUUUUAGGUGGUCUUUCUUGAAUGCCGACAGAAAUGCUGUCAAGAGAAUUAUAUUCUUGAACUGUUUUUACUGAUGGGGUGAUUAACAUUUUUAUGAUUGUUAAAAAUGAGAAUAAGCAACUAUGAAGUUUCAAAUACUGUGUUUUUUUAUUACUGUGCUUAUUAAUACACACUUUAAAAUGUGAUUUUGCUUAAAUCCCAAAGCUGGGUUUCAUUCAACAAAUAAACCAUGAUUUUCAGUUCCCCAUUAAAUUCUUUCUUAUUCAAAACUCCUGUUUAUCACCACUGGUUUUGGGCUUUUUGUAGUCAAGCUUUUAUGAUAGCAAUACAAUUUGCUUCAUUUAGUUUCGGUUCUUAUUUAAAAGCUAUUUAUACUAAAUGUUGGAUUUUGUUGUAAAACUUCACUUGUAUUGUGAACCUACACUUUCUAAUCUUCAAGAUUUGCCCUCAUUGAAAGUAUUUAUCUUCAUGAAUUUCACAUACCAUUCCUUCGUCUAGCCAGUACUACCCACAGUAAUGCUAUGUAUCAUAGUGCCAAGGAAUUGUGACUGUAAUUCUUCUACUCUGCAAUGUUUUAAAAUGUGAAUUUUAUAAACCAAAUAAAACAUGAAAAAUUAGCCCUUCAAAGGGCAACUUGCACUUA